AUGUGUUCCAACGGCACGGGUAUUCUCUGUAGAAUGCCCUGGAGUCGUUAUUCAUUUUUAAGCAGAGAACAUGUAAACGAUGGAAUUGUUCCAAAUAAUCUUAAAUUCAUCCUAUUGAAAGGUAUUUAUAACCAAAAUGACAUUUCAAAUGUGUUGAAACUGAUUGGCAAAUGUGCCUCCGAUUAUAAACUCGUUUAUAACACUAAUUGGUCCAAUAUUUACAAUGCAAUUUACUCCUCAGUGAGUCAGUCUGACUCAUUCUGGAGGUUCGGAAGUUUAGUAAAACUACUCCAAAACGCUUCAUAUCUCUCCAGUAAACUUACUAAAUCUCCAAACAUAAACUUUCUAAAGGAAAUUAUCUCAUUUGUAACGAGAAAGUUGGGGAAGAACAUUUGUGAAGUGAGUGACAAGGACGUUGUGAGGGUAAUUUACUGCUGUUCCAAGGGUAAUUUUCUGCAAAAUUCCUUUGUCCCAAAGUCGUUCCUAAUACUCCUCCAAAACGAAGUUUUACAAAGGAUUAAAAGAUUUGAGACCAUUGAUUUACUCAAAUUGUUACACUCUGUGAGUAAUAAUUUUGAUCAAGAAUUUAAGAUUUUUAUUAUUAAUCGAAUUCUCUCAAAAAUUAACAACCUCGGAUCCGACAUAAGUAAUUUGAUAUGUUAUUUACACAAUUAUAACAUGUUAAAUACGAAUAAAUCAAUUUUAAAUAAUAACAUCGCGAAAAGACUGUAUGGAAAUUUGGAUAAAGAUGUGUUGAUAACAGUGGGACUGAGUCUUGUAAUGUACAAAGUUGCGACACUGAGGAAUUUGGAAAUUAUUCUUAGUAAAUUUCAAUCCCUUGACCUCAAUUUUAACGACGUUUUAAUGUUAAAACUGGUCAUUUACUACCUGAAAUAUAAUAACAAAGAUUUGUUUGAAAUGUUGAGUGAUGGUACGAGAAAAUUUGUUGAUAAAAUAUUAUUAAAUUUUCCUAACCAUUUGGACUACAAAUUGUUUGACCUAAACUACAGUAGUGUAAAACAGUAUAAAAAGGUAAAUCAAGUGUUAAAGGAGCUGGAACUGGAGUUUAUUCCUUAUGUUCAUGGGCCAUAUCUGUUACCCCUGUAUGAUCCAAUUAACCAAUCAGCUAUUAUUAUCAAUCACAAUAGUAAUACUACUGGUAACACGGUGGAAGAUUCAGGGGUAAAUUCAGAAUUAUUGAGUAGAGUUGACAAUUUUAUGUAUAAUAAUUUGGCAUAUUAUAACGAGAAUAAAUUGUACCAUUUACGAUGUGAAGGGAUUAAAGUUGUUGAAAUUGACCAGGAAUUUUUCAAAUUGAAUGUUGAAGAACAGGUGAAUUUGUUGAAUAAUAAAGUUCAGGGAAUCUAA
Theileria parva strain Muguga is the source of this 1368-nucleotide messenger RNA. RefSeq lists its product as uncharacterized. The transcript has 7 exons. The coding region runs from base 1 to 1368 and encodes 455 amino acids. NCBI's taxonomy places the organism in Eukaryota, Apicomplexa, Aconoidasida, Piroplasmida, Theileriidae. The record is from RefSeq and is a predicted model, not a curated record.